Molecule: messenger RNA, 1453 nt
Organism: Amblyraja radiata (thorny skate)
Lineage: Eukaryota; Metazoa; Chordata; Chondrichthyes; Rajiformes; Rajidae
Gene: ppm1lb
Product: protein phosphatase, Mg2+/Mn2+ dependent, 1Lb
Exons: 5
Coding region: 99-1196 (365 amino acids)
Biological process (GO): protein dephosphorylation
Molecular function (GO): cation binding; protein serine/threonine phosphatase activity
Source: RefSeq, a predicted model, not a curated record
ACGUUUCGACAGCGCUUGAGUUUUGAUCCUCCCGGCCCUCCGUGCGGAGCAGGCUCUACCAAAGACCAAGGGGGAAGGCGCGACUUGACACAAACUCAAUGCCCGCCCGGGUGUUCAACCGGGGGCGCCGCCACCUUCUGCACCAUGAUGGCCGCAUCAUGCGCUAUUUUCUACUCAGGCCGGAAACUUUGUUUCUGCUGUGCAUCAGCCUGGCUCUGUGGAGUUAUUUCUUUCACACGGACGAGGUGAAGACCAUAGUGAAAUCCAGCCAGAAUGCGGUGAAAAUGAUGAAAGGGAAAGUGGUGGAAAUAAUCCAGAACGAUCGUUUCGGGGGACUGGACGUGCUGGAAGCGGAGUUUUCCAAAACCUGGGAGUUCAAGAGCAACAACGUGGCCGUUUAUUCCAUCCAAGGCAGGCGGGAUCACAUGGAGGAUCGAUUCGAAGUCCUCACCGACCUGGUCAACAAAAGUCACCCUUCCAUUUUCGGGAUCUUUGAUGGCCACGGAGGAGAGUCUGCUGCAGAAUAUGUGAAGAUACACUUGCCUGAGGCCCUGAAGCAACAUUUGCAAGACUACGAGAAAGAUAAGGAGAAUAGUGUGUUGUCCCACCAAACAAUUCUGGAGCAGCAGAUUCUUGCAAUUGACCGCAAAGUGCUUGAGAGGCUUUCUGCAGCCUAUGAUGAGGCAGGCACAACUUGUCUGGUUGCACUGCUCUCUGAUAAAGAGCUAACGGUUGCAAAUGUGGGGGAUUCUCGUGGAGUCCUGUGCGAUAAAGAUGGAAACGCCGUACCUCUCUCACACGACCACAAACCUUAUCAGUUGAAGGAAAGAAAGAGGAUAAAACGAGCAGGUGGGUUCAUAAGCUUCAACGGUUCAUGGAGGGUGCAAGGAAUCUUGGCUAUGUCUCGCUCGCUUGGAGAUUAUCCUCUUAAAAAUCUCAACGUUGUGAUUUCUGACCCUGACGUCUUGUCCUUUGACCUGGACAAACUGCAGCCACAAUUCAUGAUCCUGGCUUCGGAUGGCCUCUGGGAUGCUUUCAGCAAUGAAGAAGCAGUGAGAUUCAUUAAAGAACGCCUUGAUGAGCCACACUUUGGUGCUAAGAGCAUUGUCCUGCAGUCUUUCUACAGGGGGUGCCCCGACAACAUAACCGUGAUGGUGGUGAAAUUCAGGAACAACAAUAAGACCGAAGACCAAUGAACGACUGAGUAAAAUGAGGACAAGGUUCUUGAAAUAAUGCCGUGCAAAUGUUAAAAAUGUGUGUGAUAGUCAUUGUAAUGGUCAUGAUAUUUCCAUCUGAAUGGUCAAUGCUAGACAGCUUGUAGAAACGGAUAAACCAAGUUAGCUGCACAUUCAUUUUAACCCGUUGAGGUCAACAAUAACAAAAGAAAACCGCCCUUUUUAUCUAUGAUCAUUUUCAAGUCUCUUAUAAUAUUUCUAAUCUAAAUAAUACAAAC